Molecule: messenger RNA, 691 nt
Organism: Phyllostomus discolor (pale spear-nosed bat)
Lineage: Eukaryota; Metazoa; Chordata; Mammalia; Chiroptera; Phyllostomidae
Gene: HSBP1L1
Product: heat shock factor binding protein 1 like 1
Exons: 4
Coding region: 110-427 (105 amino acids)
Biological process (GO): cellular heat acclimation
Cellular component (GO): cytosol; nucleus
Molecular function (GO): transcription corepressor activity
Source: RefSeq, a predicted model, not a curated record
CGGCGGCGGGACCAGAAGCCGGCACCGCGGCCCUGACGCGCCGGAGCCACCUGGCCCCACCUGGCCCCACCGGGUCCGCCAGGCCCGCCCCACGACGCCCCGGGGCCACAUGGAUGCACAGGGACCCGAAGACCUUGGGCGCGCGCUGCAGGGCGCGGCAGAAAAUCUACUCCAGGGACUUGAGGAACAUUUUCAAGCUCUGACUGCAACAUUAAAUCUCAGAAUGGAGGAGAUGGGGAGGCGCCUCCAGGACCUGCAGAGGAACGUGGACGAACUGAUGGUGCAAGCCGGGGUCACAGAAGCCGCCGAGGAGCAGAUGACAGGAGGAGGCUCUCCAGAACCCCGGGGCCCCGGCGAUGGGAGGCGGACUCGAGGCGCCCUGCUCACUGGUCCUCACCGGGAGUCCUCGUUGACCCCGCCCGACUGAAACGAAGGUCGCCCGUCGUCACGUUUUUCUGCACCCUGGAGUUUCCCCACGCAAAGGGUGUUUCCGUCGUCACCACAGGGGACGAAGGCACCUCCAUCGAAAGCUUGGGAAACUCCGGUUUAUCUGACUGGGCGUUAACUGGUGCGUAAGCAGACCUUUGCCUCUUUCCAACUUCUCCCUCACCCCCGCAGACAGCGGACCAGUCACUUGAAAAUGUGAUUAAAUGAAAACUGCUCUUUUAAAAUAUGUUUUAUUGAUUAUGCU